UAAACCUCCUUAGAAAUACCUGGAUCAACUCACCAAAUAAAGCCUACCAUGGAAGCUUACCAAAACCAAAACAAGUGGCGUCACAAGAUCGACAAACCACCCUCUUGGGCGGUUCUCAAAAGGCUCUUCUUUGGUAAACAGCGACGACGAAAACAACAAGAGCAAGUAGAGCAAGAGCCACUACAGCAGAAGAAGAAGAUGAUGAAGAAGCAAAAGCAACAACUGGAGCAAGAAACGGGCAAGAAAUGCAAGAAGAUGAGGUGUUCAGGUUCCAUAUGUAGCAACACAAAGGUCAUUCAGAGGCCUGAAGUAGCUUCCCCUGAAGUUCACAAGAAAAGGGCAUCAUUCGCCACAACCGAUGAUGCUUCUACCAGAUCCAUGAAAGCUCCUCUGCGUGAACUCAAUGGACUGCCCGUUUCUUCCUCUAAUUCUUCACUGCUUUCUGUAUCCUCAACCGCACCAGCCUCCUCAGUCGGCGGUUCUUUUGGAGGAAUGCCGUUUGGGAGAUUCUCCGGCUGUUAUGAGUGCAAAAUGGUUGUUGAUCCCCUCCUCGGAAUAUCCAAAGACCCCUCCUUUAGGGGCGCCAUUUGUUCCUGCCCUGAUUGUGGUGAGAUUUUCAUGAAAGCUGAAAACUUGGAGCUUCAUCAAGCUGUUAGGCAUGCAGUAUCUGAACUGGGUCAUGAGGAUACAAGCAAGAACAUAGUGGAAAUCAUAUUCCAGUCAAGCUGGUUGAAGAAACAAACACCCAUCUGCCAAAUCGAUCGCGUCCUUAAAGUCCAUAACACCCCCAAAACAAUCUCCAGAUUCGAAGAAUACCGUGACUCCAUCAAAUCCAAAGCCACCAAGCUCCCCAAGAAGCUCCCACGUUGCAUAGCCGACGGUAACGAGCUCCUAAGGUUUCACUGCACCACUUUUGCUUGUUCACUCGGUGACAGCGGUUCCACCAACUUGUGCAACGCGAUUCCAAAGUGCAAUGUCUGUAGCAUUAUAAAGAAUGGGUUCAAGGUGGCUCAAGAAACCGAUGGAAAAGGAAUCUUAACAACAGCAACCAGUGGCAAAGCUCAUGAUAAGGCAAUUGGGGUUGAAGAUGAGGGUUGUGAGAAGAGGGCAAUGCUCGUUUGUAGAGUGAUCGCUGGGAAAGUGAAGAAGAACAUGGACGGUAACAUCGAGGAUUACGACUCCGUUGCCGGUGAUGUUGGGGUCUACUCCGAUCUGGAUGAACUGUUUGUGUUUAAUCCUAGGGCUAUUUUGCCUUGUUUUGUUGUUAUCUAUGGAGGGUUUUAG
Messenger RNA from Hibiscus syriacus, 1284 nucleotides. RefSeq lists its product as uncharacterized. The transcript has 2 exons. Lineage: Eukaryota; Viridiplantae; Streptophyta; Magnoliopsida; Malvales; Malvaceae. The coding region runs from base 49 to 1284 and encodes 411 amino acids. The record is from RefSeq and is a predicted model, not a curated record.